Messenger RNA from Cinara cedri, 5128 nucleotides. Lineage: Eukaryota; Metazoa; Arthropoda; Insecta; Hemiptera; Aphididae. The record is from the annotation of a GenBank genome assembly.
AUUUUUUGUUCAUUGAAUUUAUUUAAAACAUAAUUUGUAUCUUAAAGUAUUAUACAAAUUUUAGUAGUAUUUAAUUUUUGUAGAAUCUUAAUUCUAGUGUUUAUUUGGUUUAUUGAUUUAAAAUUUUGUUGAACCAACAGUAUAUAUUAUCCAUGUCUGCAGUAAAAAUUAAAAUUCCAGGUAUAGUAAAAUGUAAAGUAAUUACUAGGUUUUUACAGUUUAUUAAUGUAUAGUUCUUAUAAGUAUAUUUCUAUGACUUACCUACUGUAAUUUAUAACUUUUUCAGCCAAUAGGCGUAAAUCUGAUGUGGGAGAGGGGAUGGCUUACUUAUUUACUUGUUACUUGUCUUUUCGUAUCUACCCAAUGUAUAAUGUUACCUGAUGUAACCUAAUAUAGAAUAUACACUUACUAUGUAUUUAAUUAUUUAAAAUAUUGUUUUUAUGAAAAUUUGUUUAACCUCUCACUUAUUUUAGAUUCCUAUUUCACUCCUGAAAAGUGAAUAUAUUUUUAGUAUCCACCAUCGAUAAACUAUACCCUUCUGGUUUUUAAUGCUAUAUUAUGUAAGAAAUGGUUGAUUUAAUAGAUAGUAAUACAUUAUUUAGUAUUAGUAUAAAUAGAUAAGUACCUAGGUAUUAUAGGUAGGUAUCUGUUAUACUACCUUCAUAAAAAUUUUCAGAAAAUUAUCCUAUAAUAGGUAUUAUAGUAGAAUCUGAAGCAAAAAUAUUGGUUGACAAUUCAAAUCUAAAAAUAGUAAGUGUGAUAUAUAACUAAACAAUUUAUUUUUAAGGUAAUAUACCUAGUGCAAUGGUGUAAACCCAUGAAUAAAUCCCAAUUUGCAAUAGGUUAUUUUUUUAACAUAGGGUAAAAUAUAUGACUGAAUUUUUCAUUUCCAGAAGACAAUAUUACAACGUUUCUGACAAUGAGAAGUCACUUUAAAAAAAUUUACGAAGUAAGACCAAGAGUAAACUGUUGGUCAGAAGCUUGCCCAAGUAAACGAUUAUUAAAAAAUACUACCAAUAUUCGCGAUUAUCAGUAAGUAUUAAUAUUGAAAUGAAGUAGUAUUAAAAUAUUAUUUAAUCUAAAUAAAUAUAAAUUGUUGAAAUAAUAAUUGUUUUAAGAUAAAUGUUGAUUAUUAAUUAUGUUUUAACCCAAAUAAUAUAAUAAUUUAAUUUUAAAAAAAAGAGCUGAUAUCACUGAUGGUUAGGACACUGUUGUAGUUGGAAAGUUGGUUAAGUAGAAUACCUACCGAUACAUUAUGUUAUUUAAUGUGUACAUAACGAUUAAAUAUUGCUGAUAAAAUACAAUUAUGAAAUUAGUUCGGAUACUUAAAUCAUUUUUUUAUUCUUUUUAUUUUAGAAUUUUUUUCUUCACUCAGAAUCGUUUUUCGUAAUCACUGGUUAAUCAUUGUUUACAGGUGUAAAUUAAAUAACUAGAUAUCCCACCUUCCCAACUACCCAUCAAUAACAGUAGCUUAUAGAGUGUGCACCCAUCCCCAAUAUCAGAUUUUUUUUUUUUUUCAAUUAUCAUGUUAACUAUUUGAAAAAUCAUAAACUACCUCCUUAUAUCACCAACUAGAUUAAAAAUUCUAUAAAAAAAAGUUCUUUAUGUCAUUUUUUGAUUGGGAAACAUUUCUGGCAGAAAAAAAAAAUAAAUACAUAUCAUAGUAAAACCAUCACUCCACUCAGAAUAUAAAAUUUGGUCCAGCUACCGGCUUGACCCUACUAUCCUAUAUUUUUAACUUCACACCUACAACAGCUUACUCAUGGUACAAAACAUACCAGUAAAAAUUAAACAUAAGCUGAGCUUGCUAAAUUUUUUUUUAAAAAUUGUUUGAACAUCAAGCAACAACUAAUCUACCCUCCAUUAACCAUAAUUAAAUGAAUAUCUUAUAUAAUUUUGCUGUCCGAAAUAUUGUAGUUCAGAGUUUAUAGGUUUGAGUCACUCUUAAAAUUGUAACCCUAUCCAAUAUAGUUAUUGAUUAGGCAAUACUCAGGAACGAUUAUGAACAUUUAAUAUAUAAUUUUUGUUAUUUUAUAACAUAUACCUUACUAUAGAAUAUACCUACCUAUGGUUUUCCAUAAUAUAAACACCAAUAUGAUUUAAUGUGAUAUAUUAUAAAUGCAUAAUAUUUAAUUUAAAUUAUAUAAAUAGACACUUUUUUCUUAAAUUUUUGUAUAGAUGAUGGAUUUGAUUGUAAACAGAAUUACACAUAUAGUUUAUUACAUAUAAUGUAUUUUAUAUUUUUAUACAACCUACUUAACAUAUUCAAAAUUUGUAUUUUCAGAGUUUUGCCACAUUACUGUAAUUCAACUAUAAGUUCUACAGCAAAAUGUUUAAAAAAACAAAAUUAUGAUGAAAAAAAUAAGUCUAUAUGUACUAAAUUGAGUAAAAAAAAACACAUAAAUAGAGUAUGUAUUAACUUGAUUAUUACCUACUACCUACAAUUUACUAAUAAGAGUUAUAAUCCCAUCGCUACGCCAAUAACUGGUAUGACCUGCCACAUUAGAUGGUUGUACUAUUCUUAAUUCUUAAAGGUGAAAAGUUAGGAUACACAGUAACAUAAUUUACACCAGUAGGUAUUAAUAAAUCAUUGCUGACUCAAAAAUGGCCUUAAAAUUUUACCAUAUCUAGAAAAGGUAAACAUCAGUUUUCUGUUAAAAUUUCAAGUCUCUAAAAAUAUUUAUAACUGAUUAUAACAAAACAAAAUUUAAAAUAAUAACAGAAUUUUUCAUAAGUUUUUCUUUUUUUUUUCUAUGUUUUUUCCAAAUUAUUAUGCAAACUACUUAGAAAAUCAAAAAAUGAUUUCCGUAAUAACCACAACAUAAAAUUUCCUUUUAGAAAAGGUACUACACAUGAUAUAUCAAAGCAAGAUUUCCUCUACUAAAGUUGUUUGCAGAUAAAAAACAAAAUAAAAAUCAUUGUAAAACCAAUACAUUCCUGGCCAUGCUCCUAAUCUAAAAUAAGUAGUCCUAUAAAAACAAUAAAUGCUAAAAAAAAAAGUUCAGGGUGAAAUUCUUAAUAAUUUAUUGAAUUUUUUUUAUAUAUAAGUACAAAAAUUUAUAUUAAUAAAUGGAAGUUCUUUUUGUUAUUUAUCUAUGCAGAGAUUUGAUAAGUAAUACCUAUACAUGAACAGUAUGUGUGUAGACAAAGAAUAAUUUUUAAAAUGUAACCCCCUAAAAAUUGGUUUACACAAGGUAUUUGUAAUUUUUGAAAAAUCAAAUUUUUUUUAUUAAUUUAUAGGUUACUGUGAUAAUAUAGAUGAAAGAAAAGUAGUUAUUAUUUAUUAAUUUGGUUGUAAAAGACAAUUUUAAUAGGGAACCCUAUUAAAUUGGAUUUAUUUAUUUAUAUUUUUGAAAAGAUUAAAUAAAUAAUUAUAUUGUUAAAUGGUGAAAAAGAAAGGAAAUAAAUCUACCCAGGAAGGACAACUAGAGUAAAAUAUUAUUUAACAAAACUUAUGUUAUAAAUUAUUAUGUUAACAGAAAUUAAGUUAUGAAUCUGCAUAUAAUGAUGAUGUUUUCGAGUUUAGAUUGAUUAAAAAUAAUAGACAAACAUAUUCUGUAGCAGAUCAUGAAAAUGAAUCCAAAACUAAAGUACAACCAACUCGUUUAUUACAUUCAGAAAAUCCAAAAGAAACUGCAAAUAAAAAUGAGUAUAUAUCAUUUUUUAUUGUUUAGUGCUAAGCAUUUUAAAUACAUACUAUUCUUACUAUACCCAACCAUAAUUAAAUAUUUACUGAGUAUGCUUAAUAUACUUGUGUAUUAUAUUAAAUAUAAAAUAUAACAAUUAAAAUGACCAAUUUACAUUUAAAUUAGGUACAGCUAUACAAUAUUAUUGUAGAAGGGGUUGUACAUAAACAAUUUUAACAAAGUUUUUGGGGAAAUGAAAAUUGAUCAACCCAAAAGUAUUUAAAUUUACUUUAAAAUGAAUGAACUAAAAUAUUUACAGAAAAUUUAUGUAAAAUUUCAGUACCAUACAAUUUAUAACAACAAUAAUUAAUACCAUCCUUAAUAAAUACAUAACAAUACCAAUUUAUUUUGUCUAUAAUCUUUUUAUCAAAUGUUAUUUUAAUGUUAUUAGAAAAUUUUUUCAAAGCACACCAGAUGAAUCUUAUGACAGGUUUCUUGAAGAAAUAACAAAUGAAAUAGUAAAACUUGACUUGUGUACAGAUAAAGCAUUAAAAAGUGUUUUUCGAAAACAUAUUAAACACAAUAUUGGAAAACUCGAUGAGGUAUUUAUAUAAUCUAUUUAUCAGAUCUAUAUAGUUCAUAAUUCUAGUACUUAAUUAGUUUAUAAUUUUAUUUGAAUACACAAAUAAUAAAAUUAGACAUUCUUACUAGUUCCUACAAAAAUAAAUCCAUACAAAAGUUAAAAAGCACUUAAAUUAAUAUUUACAAAUAAGCAACUAAAAAACACAUAACUAUAUUAUUUCUAUAGUGUAUUAAUAAUUUAUAGAAAUAUUGAGGUAUCAAAUAAUAUCAUUUAAAAGGUUAAAUAUAUGUUAAAUAAAUGGAUUCACAGAAAUUAAUUUUAAUAUGAAAGGUUAUUUUUAAAAUUCUAGUUAUUUGAAUUAUGCCUUUUAAAACUGUUUAAUAUUAUAAUUAUAUAGCAUUUAAGUUAAAAUCUAAAAUUUUAUUGGAAUAUGAUAGCAAUAAUUUAAAAUAAUAAUAAUAAUUUAAUAUAUUCUACUAUUAUAAAUUGCUAAGGUAAAGACGUCUGAUUUGAUUAAAAAUUAAUUAAUUUUAGAAAAAAAUGAUGGAAGAAGUAGUCAAAGUACAAAUAUUAUUGGAUUUAUCAAGUGACAAUGAAGAUUUAAGAUUUACCUAAUAUUUCUAACAAGUAAUAUUUUUGUUCACAAUUGGAUCAGAAAAAUAACUUUUAAUAAUUUUUUGUGUAGUUUUUAUUGUUUUAAACUUUAAGCACCUACAUAUAAAGAUCCCAGAAUUGUCUAUUUUUUAUUGCUAGAAAUUUGUAAUUAUAUUUUAUCUCAUUUAAGAAUAGUUUAUUGUAAAUAUGUUUCUGUAAAGAAAAGUUUUAAAUCAUUUAUCUUGUAAUACAAUUUAAUUCUACAAUGGGCUACCUUGAAACAUGCACUUGUAACAGUAAAAAUAAUUAAAUAAGUCUCUUAGCA